UCAUCACACCGAUAACAAAACUAGUGUGCAAAGGACGGAAAUAACAACCUCACAUUCGUCCAUACCAUAUGUCAUUUUCCGCCUUGGCAGCAACUGCUGAAAUCAACAUCUACAUUGGUCCAUAAUAGAUUGGUCCCUAAGUAGAGUAGAGCUCUUUUGUUGCAAGAUAUUCCUAUCCUCAAGCACGAAGGCAAACUAGUCCGCAAAUGCGGCAUUAUUCGUCAGUCUGCACUCAUUAAUUGACACCGCACUCGAUAUCCUUUCGCAACUUCAGGCACCAUGGUUAGCUUUUACCUUCUCCACCGCGGCCUAUCCUAUUUCACCCUGACGGGGACAAACUUCCUUCCCCUAAUAAAACACUCAAUGGACCUCUACUACGCCAAAAAGUAUGCGGGUGUGCCCUGUGAAAAGCCCUGGUUCAAGUAUACGUGUUUCGAUGAUUUCGCUACAGAUUGGACAUAUACAACCGAACUUGGAUGCAUAUCAGUCAUUGCGUUGCUGACGGUUUUGAUGUUGGGAUUCCACACUGGGCUCGCGAUCUACCAUUUCGCAUGUAGCUGUCGAGGAAAAUCAGAGGGCUUUCUAGCUGGGACAGAGUUGGGAUGUUGCGGAGCUGCAGCAGUGAUCAUUAGUUUUGCGGCGUAUGAUGCAGAGGUGGAUAGAGCUGCUGGGACAGAAGCGAAAUGGAGACGAACGACGCGCUUCUUGACUGCUAUAUUGCAACUCCCGCUGAUUAUUGCAGCGUGUGUAGCUAUCAACAUCGUAACGGGGUCAGAAGCUUGGGAUAGUCAGCGAAGCAGUUUGUGGUUGCUGUUAGUGGUUCUAAUGUUGAACUUGGCCAGUUUAGUGGAGAAUUUAUACGAAGGUUUACUGAUGAUGAAGUAAGAAGACAUUGGGGUGAUUAGUGGGCGGCCGCAAAUAGUAGUAGCGAGUGCAGUGGUAGUUGUUGUUGAUACGUUGUUUUCAUGAACAAUCCUAUACAAUGUUUACUCCUAUGACAAUCACACUGACCUAUAUAGC
Messenger RNA from Spizellomyces punctatus DAOM BR117, 1020 nucleotides. RefSeq lists its product as uncharacterized. The coding region runs from base 280 to 885 and encodes 201 amino acids. Lineage: Eukaryota; Fungi; Chytridiomycota; Chytridiomycetes; Spizellomycetales; Spizellomycetaceae. The record is from RefSeq and is a predicted model, not a curated record. The transcript is spliced from 3 exons.